AUGACGUCUACUUCACAACCAACAUUCGCUAUGGUUUGCAUGAACAAUGUCAAUCGUAGUACCGCAGCUCACGAAAGCCUUAGUGCAGCAGGUUUACGCGUUUGUUCCUAUGGCGCUGGCAAGAUGGUGGCAUUUCCAGGCAAAAGUCGUACUGACGCACGCACGUUUGAUUUUCUUACGGCGUACUCGGACAUGCACGAUACAUUAAAAAACGAAAAUGCUGCAUUGUAUUCAAACAACGGUGUCUUGCAGAUUUUAAAGCGAAAUAUGGCGCUUAAGACCGCACCCGAGCGUUGGCAAAGUCUUAAUCAUCAGCAGCUUUUGAAUAUCAACAUUGUCAUAUGUCUGGAUCAUGCCAUGUUUCUUACAGUUCUUGAAGAUAUUAAAUGGCGAAUUCAACAAGGUUUGAAAUUCAAACAACUUCAUAUCAUAUGCCUCGACAUUGUAGACACACCUGAAGAAGCUUCUUUGGGAGGAAUUUGCGUGCUUGAGCUUUGUCGACUACUGAAUGUACAAACUACUAAGUUGACAGAAGAGUUUGUCAAGAAAACAGUAGAACAGUUUGAAAAGGACAACAACCAGAAACUUUUAUAUCUAGGACUGCACACAGAACCUUAA
Plasmopara halstedii is the source of this 618-nucleotide messenger RNA. RefSeq names its product rna polymerase ii subunit a c-terminal domain. NCBI's taxonomy places the organism in Eukaryota, Oomycota, Peronosporomycetes, Peronosporales, Peronosporaceae. The transcript has 2 exons. Gene Ontology annotation, cellular component: nucleus; mRNA cleavage and polyadenylation specificity factor complex. Gene Ontology annotation, biological process: termination of RNA polymerase II transcription. Gene Ontology annotation, molecular function: RNA polymerase II CTD heptapeptide repeat phosphatase activity. The record is from RefSeq and is a predicted model, not a curated record. Bases 1 to 618 code for a protein of 205 amino acids.